Messenger RNA from Oncorhynchus kisutch (coho salmon), 2583 nucleotides. RefSeq names its product beta-1,4-galactosyltransferase 1-like. Lineage: Eukaryota; Metazoa; Chordata; Actinopteri; Salmoniformes; Salmonidae. The record is from RefSeq and is a predicted model, not a curated record. Gene Ontology annotation, cellular component: Golgi apparatus. Gene Ontology annotation, molecular function: beta-N-acetylglucosaminylglycopeptide beta-1,4-galactosyltransferase activity; cytoskeletal protein binding. The transcript has 6 exons. The coding region runs from base 220 to 1368 and encodes 382 amino acids. Gene Ontology annotation, biological process: protein N-linked glycosylation; carbohydrate metabolic process.
CACAAAGUUCAUUCACUCUCGGGAGCCUACGACAAUUGAUGGUCACAGCCACACAGCAUAGGUUGUUGGAGAAAAUUAUAUUACCUUGUCUUUUAGCUUGAAACUAUACUGAUUUAGGCACAAAAAAAAUAGAGUAUUUUUUAAAUUGCUUUUUUAAUACGGUCGGUGCGUAAACGGUUAUGUAUUUGUCACUACAGUUCCACAUGUGACAGCCGCAUUAUGCUCGACUCAUCUCUCAACUUUAGGCUGCGGAAGAAAGGCUGGACCGUGGUUGUAGUUUUAGGUGUUAUUAAUCUCUUAGUGGUUUUAUUUUAUUUAACGGGUUACUCGAAUGGGUUGUCAGCAAACAAACAAAUAAAGACACAGACGCGAAUUGAAACAGCUUUUAUUACCGUGACACUUCCACCGCAAGAUAAUGGACAACACGACCUUAAUAACAGCAUUGUAAUAUUGCGAACUCCGAAGUUUAAGGAUAUACAUUUACCCAAUACAGCUACUACAACUACUACAACAACUACUAACACUACUUCUACUACAACUUUGUGGAAUAAGUUUGAAAAAUGUCCUGAUCCGUCUCCUCAUCUGGUGGGGCCUCUCAGGGUGGAGUUCUCUACGCCUGUCAGCUUGGACACAGUGAGGAAGGAGAACCCAGGUCUGCAGGGAGGAGGUCGCUACAAACCACAAGACUGCGCCGCCCUCCAAAAGGUUGCUCUAAUCAUCCCCUUCCGCCAUCGCGACGAUCACCUCAAGUUCUGGCUCUACUACCUCCAUCCCAUCCUUCAGCGCCAACAGCUGGACUACGGCGUCUACGUCAUCAAUCAGGAUGGAGACGACACAUUCAACAGGGCCAAGCUGAUGAACAUUGGCUAUGCUGAGGCCCUGAAAGAGUAUGACUACGACUGCUUUGUGUUCAGUGACGUGGACAUCAUCCCCAUGGAUGACCGCAACCCCUACAAAUGCUUCAGCCAGCCCAGACACCUGUCUGUCUCCAUGGACAAGUUUGGCUUCAAGUUGCCCUAUAACCAGUACUUUGGCGGUGUCUCAGCGUUAAGUAAGGAGCAGUUCCUGGAAAUCAACGGCUUUCCCAACAACUACUGGGGCUGGGGUGGUGAAGAUGACGACAUUUUCAACAGGUUGAGCUCCAGAGGAAUGUCCAUCUCUCGUCCAGAUGGCGAGGUCGGAAAAUGCCGGAUGAUCCGUCACGAGAGAGACAAACUGAACGACCCAAAUCCUCAGAGGUUUGACAGAAUACAACGCACAAGACUGACGAUAAAUACAGAUGGGAUCAGCUCUCUCAAGUACAAAGUCGUCAAAGUGGAAAAGGAUGCUCUGUUCACGAAAAUCACAGUAGAUGUGGGGAAACCUUAGUGAAAGUGGAUAAAUGUUAGUAGUUAUUUUGCACAUCACUUAUCACAAGGUGGAAGACAGAGAAAGCACAGCGGAACCAUGGAAUGCAGUACUGAGAAUACUCUGAAUUCUCCGGAAUGCGUGUAUUUAUUGUGGAAACAAAUGGACAGCACUUGGAUGAAUGGGAUGGCACAACAAGACCUCAUAAAUAUCAGAGUGGAUCAAAAUGUUUGAUCAACAUGUUUGACUUCUAAUGGCAGGACACAAGGGAAAGGGCGUGGGACGAAGAAGUUAUUUUGUAUGUCAUUUGUAAUGAGUUGUCUUUGUGUAAUUCUGUAAGGGAGAACUACUUGGUUUAUAUGUGUAUAUAAGUUGUAUACAUUUGCAUAUAGUUAAUACAUAUUUUAUAUAUUGUUUCUUUCAUUUUCGGCUAAGAUAUUUGAGAUGAUUAUGGGUUUAAUAUAUUUUGCGGAAAUGUUUCCCAUGUUUGAAACUGUGUGAAAGGUCUUAAUCACAAUCUAAAAGCAACGAUUGGUUUGGUUACUUAUAUAUGUUUCUAAAAACAUCACUUGUCUGCUGUGAUUCUGUACAUUCACUACCUAUGACAUGAUCACUUCCAUGCUUCUUUACAUUCAAAACCUGUUUACUACCUGUGACAUGAUCACUUCCAUGCUUCUUUACAUUCAAACCCUAUUCAGUACCUGUAUGAAUGAUCACUUCCAUGCUUCUUUACAUUCAAGACAUGUUCACUACCUGUUACAUGAUCACUUCCAUGCUUCUUUACAUUCAAACCCUAUUCAGUACCUGUAUGAAUGAUCACUUCCAUGCUUUCUUACAUUCAAGACCUGUUCACUACCUGUUACAUGAUCACUUGCAUGCUUGUUUACGUUCAAACUCUAUUCAGUACCUGUAUAAAUGAUCACUUACAUGCCUCUUUACAUUCAAAACCUAUUCAGUGCCUGUUACAUGAAUGAUCACUUCCUUGUUUCUGCAGCGCACAAAUCAGUCGGGAACAAACAUACAUACUACAGCAUUGUGAUGGUCAGUUGUAUGUAUGGUCAGUCUCAGUCCCCGCCCAUUUGGCUUGUCUUAAAUGUGUAGAAAUACUGGUUUGGUGAGCACCCAACCUGUCACUUUAUUUCAUGUGACUGAAAGCAAAAGCCUACUGCCUGGUUUUCAUUCAUUAGAAUAGAACAUGGAGAAGUUAUUGAAUAAAUAAAAUGUUUUACAUUUGAA